Messenger RNA from Cajanus cajan (pigeon pea), 1173 nucleotides. RefSeq names its product two-component response regulator ARR6. Gene Ontology annotation, biological process: cytokinin-activated signaling pathway; phosphorelay signal transduction system. The record is from RefSeq and is a predicted model, not a curated record. Lineage: Eukaryota; Viridiplantae; Streptophyta; Magnoliopsida; Fabales; Fabaceae.
UUGAAGAAGCAGAGGUAGAAGAUUGGUGGAAAAAUAAAAAAAUGUUAACUGUGUUGAAGUCAAAGAAGGUGGACCCGAAGAAGAUACGCUCAACAACGUUGCUAUUAAUAAGAAAAAUGAGAUUUUGACAGGAGAAGCGACAAGUGCAGGUGGGAUAAUCCUCUCUGCUUCCUUUCCAUAAACAACAAACAAGAUCUCAAAGAUUUUGAUCCUCUCAAUCUCCCUUUCACAUCAUUAUAAACCAUUUCUCUCUUCCCUUUUUUCUCCCAUUUUUCUCACACCCCUUUUGCUUUCUACAUUCAAUUGAGGGAACAUGGCUGCCGCCGCUGAUCUUCUCAUGCCGGAAAUGGGUGCCGGAAAGUUGCACGUGCUCGCCGUUGAUGACAGCCACGUCGACCGCAAGGUCAUUGAACGCUUGCUAAAAAUCUCGUCUUGCAAAGUGACGGUGGUGGAGAGUGGGAGCAUGGCUCUGCGGUAUUUGGGGUUGGAUGGGGAUGAGAGCUCCAUUGGUUUUGAUGGUGUGAAGGUUAAUUUGAUUAUGACAGACUAUUCUAUGCCGGGGAUGACUGGAUAUGAAUUACUCAAGAAGAUAAAGGAGUCGUCUGUAUUUAGAGAGAUUCCAGUGGUGGUUAUGUCUUCUGAGAAUAUCUUGACCCGAAUUGAUAGUUGCUUGGAGGAGGGAGCAGAGGAAUUUCUGCUGAAACCUGUCAAGUUGUCAGAUGUAAAACGCGUAACAGAUUUCAUCAUGAGAGGUGAAGGAAAGAAUGGAAUAAGAAGAUCUCUGAAAAGAAGCCGAUCAGAUGAUCACACUCCAUCUCUAACAGCUGCAUUCUCAUCAGUUUCUCAUCCAUGCGAUCUAUCAUCGUCUCCAUCACCACCUGUAUCGCACUCGAAGAAAUCUAGAUUGAUCAUAGAUUGAGCAGUGCUGUUCAUGUCUCCUCCAUUUUUGCCAAAACAUUGUUCAUAUCCAAAAACCUCUGCUGUGAUUCACCUUCUUAUACUACACAUCGCUGACAAUGAGUAUUAGGAUUAGGAGUGAGGAAGAGGAUGACAGAAUCAUUUUGUUAGUUUGGCCGCUCACAUCUUUUUUUUUUAUUACUGAUUUUGCUGUUGUACAAAGAAAGUUCAAUGAAAUUAAUGAAACCCUCUAUUUUGAGGGGUCUUACUUCAAAA